Molecule: messenger RNA, 3498 nt
Organism: Chlorocebus sabaeus (green monkey)
Lineage: Eukaryota; Metazoa; Chordata; Mammalia; Primates; Cercopithecidae
Source: RefSeq, a predicted model, not a curated record
UUCCAAAUCUAAAAAUGGUCAAAACAGAAAUCUACUCUUUGGAGCUGGCACAAUUCCUCAAUUUAGGAAUGAUUCUGCUUUACCUCUUUUUAGAAUUUCUUCUUUCUGCGUGAGUGUGUGUGUGUUGUGUUAGUAUGAGGCUCGCUUCCCACCUCAGUCACUGGUUUGCUCGCUCCCUUAUGUGAUGAAUCAAUGCUUUCAGAACAGGGGCUUCUGAGUGACUGCGGGAACAAUUACUUCCAAAUGAACUCGUGCAUCUUAUCAGGGAGCAUUCAGACCACACCCCAGGUCUCUGCUGGUGGUUCUGAAGCCAAACCUCUGAUCUUCACAUUUGUCCCCACUGUCAGAAGACUACCAACCCAUACUCAGUUGACUGACACCUCUAAAUUCCUUGUUAAAAUUCCAGAAGAAUCAAGUGAUAAGAGUCCAGAAACUGUAAAUAGGUCUAAAUCCAAUGACUACUUGACCUUGAAUGCUGGGAACCAACAGGAGAGAGACCAAGCGACAUUGACUUGUCGUCCUUCAGAGGUCAGUGGAACCAUUUUACAAGAAAGGGAAUUUGAAGCAAACAAACUUCAAGGAAUGCAGCAAAGUGACCUCUUCAAAGCUGAAUAUGUCCUUAUUGUGGACUCUGAAGGGGAAGAUGAGGCUACAAGCAGCAAAGUUGAACAAGGCCCCCCAGGGGGGAUUGGUACCGCAGCUGUCCGGCCCAAGUCUCUAGCAAUCUCUUCCAGUCUGGUCUCUGAUGUAGUGCGUCCCAAAACACAGGGGACUGAUCUCAAGGCCUCAUCACAUCCUGAAAUGCUUCAUGGGAUCGCCCCUCAGCAAAAGCACGGGCAGUUAACUUCUUCUUCCACUACCUCUGAGCAGCUUGCCUGUAAACCACCUGCUUUCUCCUUUGUUUCUCCAACUAAUCCGAACGCACCACCCGACCCAGUUAACCUCGAGGGAGCCUCUGUCCUAGAGGAGUUCCACACUAGGAGGCUGGAUGUCGGUGGGGCCGUGGUGGAAGAAUCAGCUACGUAUUUUCAAACUACCGCUCACUCUACACCCUUUUCUGCAUCGAAGGGCACCUCCUCGACGUUACUGUUUCCCCAUUCCACUCAACUAUCAGGUUCUAACUUACCCAGUUCAACUGCGGCAGAUCCAAAGCCUGGACUGACCUCUGAAGUUCUCAAGAAGACAAGUUUAACCUCGCAUGUCCUUAGUCGCGGAGGAAGUCCGAGAACCUCUUCUCCUCCAUCGUCCUCCAGUGCUUCUCUGAAGUCGAAUUCAGCCUUGUACAUACCAGUCCGCAUUGUCACGCAUUCACUGUCUCCGAGCCCCAAACCAUUUACCUCCUCUUUCCACGGCUCUUCUUCCACCAUCUGCAGCCAAAUGUCAUCUAGUGGAAAUCUUUCAAAGUCAGGGGUAAAAUCCCCAGUGCCUUCCCGGCUUGCCCUUCUCACUGCCAUUCUCAAGUCAAACCCUUCCCACCAAAGACCCUUUUCCCCUGCAUCCUGUCCCACCUUCUCUCUCAACUCCCCGGCCUCUUCCUCUCUCACACUUGAUCAAAAAGCAAAGCAGACCCCACCCACGCCUAAAAAAUCUCUCUCAAGUUGUUCCCUGAGAGCCGGGUCUCCAGAUCAAGGGGAAUGCCAGGUUUCUGAGUUGACCCUGCAAUCUUUUCACCUGCCUGUUUUCACCAAGUCUACCCCACUUUCUCAGGCGCCCUCCCUCUCUCCUACAAAACAGGCUAGUAGCAGCCUUGCUUCCAUGAAUGUAGAGAGAACACCAUCACCUACUUUGAAGAACAAUACCAUGCUUUCCCUGCUACAAACCAGUGCAUCCAGUUCUGUGGGUCUUCCUCCUGUUCCACCAAGCUCUUCUCUUUCCUCUUUGAAGAGUAAACAGGAUGGUGACCUCAGGGGUCCAGAAAACCCCAGAAACAUUCACACUUACCCUUCUACAUUAGCCUCCUCUGCAUUGUCUUCUCUAUCUCCUCCUAUUAAUCAAAGAGCUACGUUCUCUUCUUCAGAGAAAUGUUUCCAUCCUUCCCCAGCUCUUUCAAGCCUGAUAAACAGAUCUAAAAGAGCAUCAUCCCAACUAUCUGGCCAGGAGCUGAGUCCUUCAGCUCUUCCUUCACUCCCUAUCUCCAGUACUAGCUCUGCCUCUCUUCCCAACUUGAGGUCCUCCUCUCUCCCUCGUGCCAAUCUGCCCACCCUGGUGCCCCAGCUCAGUCCCUCAGCUCUGCAUCCACAUUGUGGCAGUGGUACCCUGCCUUCAAGACUUGGGAAAUCUGAAAGCAGCACCCCCAACCACAGGUCACCUGUUUCAACCCCAUCACUUCCCAUAUCUCUAACAAGAACAGAGGAGCUGAUUUCACCUUGUGCAUUGUCCAUGUCAACAGGCCCAGAAAAUAAGAAAUCAAAGCAAUACAAGACCAAGUCAAGCUACAAGGCUUUUGCAGCAAUCCCUACAAACACAUUGCUUUUGGAACAGAAGGCACUAGAUGAACCAGCCAAGACUGAAAGUGUCUCCAAGGACAACACAUUAGAACCACCAGUGGAGCUGUAUUUCCCUGCACAGCUCAGGCAGCAAACUGAAGAGCUCUGUGCUACCAUUGAUAAGGUCUUACAGGAUUCCUUGUCUAUGCAUUCUUCUGAUUCUCCUUCAAGGUCCCCAAAGACAUUGUUGGGUUCUGACACAGUCAAAACUCCCACAACUCUUCCAAGAGCAGCUGGUCGAGAAACCAAAUAUGCAAAUCUCUCCUCACCAUCUUCUACAGUAUCUGAGAGUCAGCUGACUAAGCCUGGAGUAAUUCGCCCAGUACCUGUAAAAUCCAGAAUAUUACUGAAACAAGAGGAGGAAGUCUAUGAACCCAACCCUUUCAGUAAAUAUUUGGAAGAUAACAGUGACCUCUUUUCUGAACAGGAUGUAACAGUCCCUUCCAAGCCUGUCUCGCUCCAUCCUUUAUAUCAGACUAAACUCUAUCCUCCUGCUAAGUCACUGCUGCAUCCACAGACCCUCUCACAGGCUGACUGUCUUGCCCCAGGACCCUUCAGUCAUCUGUCCUUCUCCUUGAGUGAUGAACAGGAUAAUUCUCACACCCUCCUCAGUCACAAUGCAUGCAACAAGCUGAGUCAUCCAAUGGCGGCUAUUCCUGAACAUGAAGCUCUUGAUUCCAAAGAGUAAUGAAGUUGGAGCAGAGGCUGAAAACACAGGCUGCUGAAGUUUUUUGGAAUGCUGGUGCUAACCACUUGCUAAAUUUAACCUUUUUUCCCCCCAGAAUUAGUGCUCCCUUUAUGAGCUGCAGUGCAGCAGAACCAAAAAAAAGUUUGCUGCAGUUAUAUAGCAUCACAGUGCUCUGCUAACAGCCAGCAUAGGAGAGAUUUACCUACAGCUUUUUGCACCACUGUCCAAGCCUUUAAUGCCUUCUACUUAAUAUUAAGCUGACAGCAAUACUAACGUGCCCCUAUAUUUAGCAGCCAAAUAAAGAAGAAUCAUGGGUAAAUAGAA